CGUAUUACAUUAGAUAAAGAAACGGUAAUACAGCGCCUGUAUACAAGGGGAUUAACUGAUGCAAAAGACCAAAUUCAAGCUAUAUGGACAUUGGACACGACAAAACUUUCCAUGCAAGUACAAUUAGAAACACUUGCUGCUAAACUAAAUAAGCUGAAUAAGGAAAUAGGAGGAGCUCUACAGCAACAGGGAGAAACAGAAACACUCCUAUCUAAAAAACAGGAGAUUAAUGGAUUAAAAGUGGCGGCUAAGGAUCUAGCACAAAAACUCAAAGAACAGGAAAUGAUUUUAUUAGAAAAAUUGUAUCAACUGCCCAAUCUACCAGAUGAAAGCGUACCAUUUGGUAUACAUGCUGGUGAUAACCAAAUACUUUACCAAACCCCUACCCUACCCACUAUUGUACCAGAUGGUUUAGCACACUGGGAUCUAAUUAAAAAAUAUGAUUUGGUAAAUUUUGAGCUUGGUAAUAAAAUCACAGGGGCUGGGUUUCCUAUCUACAAGGGUAAAGAAAAAGCAACAGAAGCAGGCUAUAUAGAAAUUCAACCUCCUAUUUUAGUCAAUGAAACAUCUGCCUAUGCAACAGGGCAACUUCCUGAUAAAGGACAAAUGUAUCAUGUAACUAGAGAAGGGUUGUAUCUUAUUCCUACUGCAGAGUUGUAUCUUAUUCCUACAUGA
Molecule: messenger RNA, 675 nt
Organism: Darwinula stevensoni
Lineage: Eukaryota; Metazoa; Arthropoda; Ostracoda; Podocopida; Darwinulidae
Source: the annotation of a GenBank genome assembly